Messenger RNA from Sphaeroforma arctica JP610, 303 nucleotides. RefSeq lists its product as hypothetical. The annotation marks the transcript as partial. Lineage: Eukaryota; Ichthyosporea; Ichthyophonida. The transcript has 2 exons. The record is from RefSeq and is a predicted model, not a curated record.
AUGGCCGGGGAAACCACAGACAGUUCAAUGGGGGUGCCUGGGAAGAACACUUGCUCAGGCAAACCGGUGGGGAUGGGACAGGCGACGCAGGAAGACUUCCUCAAGUACACGGUGACGGUGUCUACGGGCAUGUAUGAGCAUCGUAUGCCCACAUGUGUGGGUAUCAUCAAAGGCGUACUGCGUACCCUAACACCCGGAGCUGAGGCCAUGUCUGCGGGUAGUAACAUUGUCAUUAAACUGAAGCGAAGGUGCACUGAGCCCAGGACGUUUGCGAGCCAAUUCUCCAUCUCAGGCGCAGAUAUC